CGCUAGAGAAGAACCGCUGCAUUUUUAACCCUAAAAAAUACAGCACCGAGUGUUUAGUACAGUCAAAGUGACGCCGCCGCGACAAAUAGAAUCAAAAAAAUAUUAAAAGCGGAGGACGAUUGUUGUGCCCUGGUGACCAAAAGAGCGAUUCGUGUGCGUGUGGCCAAGCUGUAGCUCUAGAUCCGGAAUAGAAAUAAAGUGAGCCCCCCGCGAGCAGCCGCAGUGCAAAAGACUGCAGUUUUGUAAUCGCCGAUUGAAAUUAAAAGCAAGCGGCUUGCAGUUGCGCGUGUUGCGCCCGCUAAAAAGGAAACGAUAACCACGGCGUGCUCAGCCUCAACCGCCAGCGAAAGGCCACGAGAUGAACAACCAACUGAACCCGGCCACCUACCGCAAGUUCAACAAUCUCCUGAGUAGCGGAGCGGUCACUGUGACCGGUCCCAGUCAGCCGCGAAUCCUCAAGACGACGCGUCUAGUGGUUCCCGGUGGCGGCGGCGGAGGAGGAGGUGCCUCCUCCGCCGGCGGAGUCUCAUCCGCCGCCCAACAGCAGCAGCAGGCGGUCAGCGGAGGAGAUGCGGAGGCUGGGAGCGUGGGAAUCGGCGGCCUGGCCACGCGUUGCUACAUCUGCGACGAUCGCUGCGAGCCGCAAACUUCGCUAACCGAGAUGUGCACCACCCACACGGCCACCAAGUUUCCCAACAAGCUGGCCCAGCUGGUGGGCGAGGGAUUCCUCGUAAUCGUCUGCGGCGAGGAUUACGUGUGCUCGCGCUGCACCAACCUCGUGAACUACUACGACCGCCUGGAGAACGAUGUGGAGCGGGUGAAGACGAACCUGAUCAGUCUGCUGAACAAGAAGUAUGCCAUUAACGAGGAUGCGGGCCUGGAGGGCGGCAGUCCGCCGCUCAAGAUGCAGAAGAUGGCCGCCGGAGCGGCCAAUCGCUCGCUGGAGGAGAGUCCCAGUGGGGAGCUGCGUCCGCGCAAGGUCCUGCAGGGCACACCAGUAGGCCAGACCAAGAUCGCCGCUGGAGCCGCACAGAGCAGCGUCCCGGGCACCCAGACGGUCCAGCGCAAGGCCACCAAGAUCUACAAGUGCACGUCGUGCGACUACAAGACCUCCGACAUGCGUCUGUUCAACACGCACUACGAGACCUGCAAGCAGCAGACCUUCCAGUGCAAGACCUGCCGCAAGAUCUUCCCGCACUUCGGGGCCAUGAAGCAGCACAUGGUGCGCGACCACAACACCGCCAUGGACAACACCUGUGCCAUGUGCCACAUUAAUUUCGUGAACGAGACGAGUCUGCGCAAGCACAUGGAGACGAAUCAUGCGACCAAUGUGCUGGUUACCAGCACCACAACCAUACCGGCAGCCGCUGCUCCGGUGGCUGCCGCUGCGGCCGCCGCUGCUGCCGCCGCCACCGAGAAUCUGAAUGUGGUGGGUGCCUCGCUGUACACAUGCAACCAUUGCCAGUUCAAGUCCACCGACAAGGGCGUCUUUGAUGAGCAUAUGCGCAAGCAUUCGGCCGGUAAACCCAAGCCCUUCAAGUGCCGCCUGUGCUCGCAGCGCUUCGAGACGCGCGAAGCGGCCACUGUGCACGCCAAGCAGCAUCAGACCAAUUUCUUCAAGUGCGGCACUUGCUCGAUGACCUUCCCCAAGCGGGAGCUGCUCGUCAAGCACUUUGAAGUGCACCAGAAUCCCAGCGCAGCGGCCGUCUCGCCCAAGCAGCCGGUUAGCCAGAAUCUAAACACCCAGAAGCUGCUCCAGGAGACCAUCGACGAGGCACUGAGCGAUAGUGUGCCUGCUUCGGCCAAUGCUGCUGUGGUGGCCGCCACCACCGAGGCGGAGAACAACAUACGCUUCUUCUCGUGCAGCAUUUGCUCGCUUACGUUCAUCCAGGAGACGUACUACAACCACCACAUGGAGACCCACAGGCGCGACAAGAAGGGAGCCUCCGCCGGGGCCACGGCCCUCAAUUCGGCGGCCACCGCGCUGCUGAGCGAUGAGCCGGGAGAGGCCUCUGGAAAAACUGGCGACGAGGGCGGCGAGCAGAAUGCCGAGGCCGACAUCGAGAGCCUCUUCGAGAAGCUGCACUCCGACAAGAACGAGAGCGGCGAGGCUAGCAAGCCGGGCAGCAAAGGCGGCGAGAUGGUGAUCACCUCGCAGGAGGGCAGCGGAGGCAUCACCUUCAACAUAACCAUCCCGCAACCGGACGGCGAUCAGUCGCAAAAGGAUUCGCCCAAUGCCACAGCUCCCGUCUCCGUUAGCAUCGAUAUGCCUAACCUCGAUCAGGCCGAGGACGAGUCCCAGUCGCAGGGCAGCGUUGAAGUCAAAGGAGAAAGCGGCGAGGCCUCCGCAGACAGCAAGUCCAAUGCCGCUCCCGUUUCCAUGCCCAGUUUGGAUGAUGACAAUGAAGCUGCCGCUGCCGAGGCAGCUGAGGCUGCAGAGGAAACCAAGGCGACUGGUAAGGCAGCUCAAGAGAAAACCAAGGCAAAGGCCGGGGAAAGCGGCAAGGCGAAGGAGGAGCCAGAGGAGCCGAAGCCCUCGGACGAAGGAGAAGCCGUGGCGAAGCGCGAGGCCACCGAUACGCCCACAACCGAGUCGGAGGCUGCUGCCGCUAGCGCAGAAGGCGCUGAAUCUGGCGAAGGCGAGGUCACCGCCGGCACAGGAGCCGAGGGUGAAGCUGGCGAGGCUGCCGGUGGCGAGCACGUGGCCAUGGAGCUGGACGAAGCCAUGCAGGCGCAGGUCGAUGGCGGCCAGAUAAAGUUCAUUGUCAACGAGAACGGCCAUCUCCUGCAGCUGGACAACCACAUCCUCACCGACGCCGAGGGCAACCAGAUAAUUGUUCAGGAUCCCGAGCAGAUCCAGCAGCUGCUGCAGAGCGUGGGCGUCCUGCAGUCGGGCGAUGGGCUCGAGGGCGAAACCCUGCAGAUGAUGACCGACGGCAGUGGCCAAAUGGUGCUCGUCCAUGGCGACAACAAUGAGCAGCAGCUAAUCGAUGCCUCGCUCCUCAACUCCGAGGGUCAGUUGAUUAUCCAGCAGGGCCAGGAUGGUGAGGAGGGCGCCCAUGUCAUCAGCGAGGAUGGCACACGCAUCCCUGUGUCCGUUUCGUACACGGAAGAUGGCCAGCCCAUCGUCCAGGUGCAGCAGCAGGUCUUGGAGGCCGCUCAGCAGGCGGCGGCGGCGGCCAACGCCUCCGGCAGUACCGAUGACAAGGAGGCCGCUGCCGCCUCCGCAGGCGAGGGGGUGCAAGUUUCGGAGGCAUCCAGCGCCACGGCAUCCACCACCAACGUCGUGGCCACCAGCACGGCCAGCAGCAGUGGCGGCGCCUCGGGCGGCAGCUUCUUUGCCCUCGAAGAGUUCACGGAGACGAAGGCCGACUAGGAUUGGCCCUAGGGGCGGGGCCGUGACCACUACACCAUACUGGCAUGCGAAGAGGACUGGUUUUAGCUGUGGGCGCGCUCAAGAUCUCUGGAGGACUUUUGCAACCAACACACCAACCGGACACACACCCAAAACCGAAAACAAACCUUACAGAUUACAGACAACACUGAACACAUGAACUGUUCAAUAUAUAUUUACAUCUAGUAUAUGUAUUAAACACUCCAGUAAACUAAACUAACGAUUUCUUAUUCACGAGCCAGAAGAUAAACGUAAUUCAAUCAAUCAAAUUGUUCAUUCGGUCCGUUUCGCACUCGGCUGCCAGAGAUCUCAACCCGGAUCGCUCUGGCCGCCUCAAAAAACUAAAAAAUCGUGUCUAGGUUUAGUUAUAGUAUAGACAAAACAGCAAAAUGAAUGCGACAACAAAAAUUCUGUAAGCAUAGAGUUUAUGUGCGAUACUUGGAAUAUGUUUAAAAUAUGUAUUUACACGCCAACACAAAAAUUACACUAAAUAAAAUCGAUUUAAACACAAAAUGGGAUGGAAAUUAA
This is a messenger RNA of Drosophila takahashii, 3922 nucleotides long. RefSeq names its product putzig (gene pzg). Gene Ontology annotation, molecular function: chromatin insulator sequence binding. NCBI's taxonomy places the organism in Eukaryota, Metazoa, Arthropoda, Insecta, Diptera, Drosophilidae. The record is from RefSeq and is a predicted model, not a curated record. Gene Ontology annotation, cellular component: chromosome. Gene Ontology annotation, biological process: regulation of transcription by RNA polymerase II.